This is a messenger RNA of Gastrolobium bilobum, 1791 nucleotides long. Its product is annotated as LEAF RUST 10 DISEASE-RESISTANCE LOCUS RECEPTOR-LIKE PROTEIN KINASE-like 2.5. Gene Ontology annotation, biological process: protein phosphorylation. The coding region runs from base 1 to 1713 and encodes 570 amino acids. The transcript is spliced from 3 exons. The record is from RefSeq and is a predicted model, not a curated record. Lineage: Eukaryota; Viridiplantae; Streptophyta; Magnoliopsida; Fabales; Fabaceae. Gene Ontology annotation, molecular function: protein kinase activity; polysaccharide binding; ATP binding.
AUGAAACCUCUUCUUCUUCUUCACCAAUCUUCCAUUUUCAUAUUGUUGCUCAUCACUUUCAUCAUAUCAUUCAAUAUUCCAACAUCACUUCAUGCGGAUGAUGAUAGCAGGUAUACAAACUGCAAUAAAACUUUUAGUUGCGGAGACACCAUCCCUCCAAAUGUUAACCUUGGGUACCCUUUCUGGGGAGGAGAGAGACCACAAUAUUGUGGUGAGCCUAACUUUGAGCUCACAUGCGACAACAACACUGUACCCUGUUGGAUCAACAUCAGUUCUGUCACAUACCGGAUUCUUGCUUUGGACUUGGCUUCAUGGAAUCUCACUCUCGCGAGGGACGUUUUCCGAAAUUAUGAUACUGAUUCACCAUCUACAAUAUCUUGUUCAAAUGAUUACAAGAACAACAGUACCUUUGAUCCCUCUGUGUUUAAAUACGCUGAUGGGGUUGUUCACGCGUCGCUGUUAUAUGAUUGCGGUACUGUUGUUCCAACAAAUCCGGGUAUGGUUCGAACCUGCAAUAACGAUAUACUCUACUACGCUCCACAGUUUUCGUACUUGGGAGUUUGCAGCAGCGUUACUGUUCCCAUGUUUAAAGAACAGGUGCAAGCUCUAUCAUCUGUAAAUUCCAAUACAAAUCAGGCAGUAUUAGAUGCAGGUUUCGCGUUGCAAUGGAUCGAUAAUAAUAAUGAGUGCAGCACAUGCUUGAGUUCUCAAGGGGAGUGUGGUUCUGAUGGGGAUCAAUUCAAAUGUUUUUGCAAUGAUGGAACAAAUUCGUGUACAGACUCAGUUUACAAAGCAAGCUUACCUGAUGGCCGUCAUGUGGCAGUGAAAGUAAUAAGUGAGUCCAAGGGAAAUGGAGAAGAGUUCAUAAAUGAAGUUGCCAGCAUUAGCAGAACAUCUCAUGUGAACAUUGUCUCACUUUUGGGUUUUUGUUCUGAGAUGAAUAAAAGAGCACUAAUCUAUGAAUUGAUGCCCAAUGGCUCAUUGGACAAGUUCAUCUAUAAAAGUGAAUCUCCAAAUGCUAUUUGUAAUUUGGACUGGAACACAUUGCACCAAAUUGCAAUCGGCAUUGCUCGAGGACUGGAAUACUUGCAUCGAGGAUGUAGUGCCAGGAUUCUGCAUCUUGAUAUCAAACCCCAAAAUAUCCUCUUGGAUGAAGAUUUUUGCCCAAAAAUCUCUGAUUUCGGACUAGCUAAAUUAUGCCAAAAGAAGGAGAGUAUCGUGCCCUUAUCGGGCACAAGAGGAACUAUAGGAUACAUUGCACCAGAAGUAUUUAACCGAAUGUAUGGUGGAGUUUCUCACAAAUCUGAUGUAUACAGUUAUGGCAUGUUGGUUCUUGAAAUGAUUGGAGGAAGAAAGAAUUAUGAGAGUGGAGGGUCACAAACCAGUGAAAUGUACUUUCCCGACUGGAUUUACAAGGAUCUUGAGCAAGGCAAUAUUCCUGCAAGUUGUUUGGCCAUCUCAGCCGAAGAAAAUGAUAUGAUAAUGAAGAUUACUUUGGUGAGUCUAUGGUGCAUUCAACCAAAUCCAUCAAAUAGGCCAUCAAUGAGUAAAGUAGUAGAGAUGUUAGAAGGUCCACUUGACUCAGUGCCAUAUCCUCCAAAGCCUGUCUUGUAUUCUCCUGAAUGGCCACCCUUACAAAUUUUGGAUAUAUCUUCCAGCAAUAUGCAAGGGACAAAUUCAAUAACCACGCAAAAUGAUGGGUCCAUCGAAUGAAAUGACUUCAUCAAAGACAAAAAGGUAAAUGCGAAUGUCAUGUAACUUACGUUAAUGGUUCUUCAACAAACUUAGCAU